Scheffersomyces amazonensis is the source of this 2103-nucleotide messenger RNA. RefSeq lists its product as uncharacterized. Gene Ontology annotation, molecular function: transmembrane transporter activity. The transcript has a single exon. Gene Ontology annotation, biological process: transmembrane transport. The record is from RefSeq and is a predicted model, not a curated record. Lineage: Eukaryota; Fungi; Ascomycota; Pichiomycetes; Serinales; Debaryomycetaceae. The coding region runs from base 58 to 1995 and encodes 645 amino acids.
UUAUAAUUAUCUUGUACUCAAUUAUAUUUUUAAUAUAAAUAAACUUAUAGAUUAAAUAUGCUGUACGAAGACUCUUCCAGUGAAAAGAGUGAAUUGAACAGAUUCCAUCACCAUCAAAUGGAGGAUUCAACUUCAAGUGAAUCAGAUACUCCUGUUGCAUUCACCAGAUCUCAUUAUGAACAACAUGUAGAUGGCUUAAGAAGAGAAUCUGUAUCAUCAAGAAGAAAUUCAACUUCUUCAUUACAUAGAUCUCUUGAAAUUAUACGGAAAACUUUAUCCGGUGAAACAAAUCGUUCAACUGAAAAAGUUGUUGAUAACAGUCAAUAUGCCGUAAAGGGAAUCUAUGGAGAUUUAGAUAGUGAAGAAAUAGAAUUACAAAGACAAGCUACUAAGACGACUAUCUUAAACGAAUUAAAAGUAAAGCAAGAAGACAAGGAAGAAUUUAAUAAUAAUUUAGAAAAGAUUCCAACUGCUGCAUUAGCUGAUCAAACUGUUCCAAUUGAAAAUGAUGGUGAAGAAUUUAAUGCCAUCGAUCCAGAAUUAAUUACUUGGAAGGGUAAUGAUGACCCAGAAGAUCCAAAGAAUUGGUCAUUGGUAUUAAAAUGGGGUUUGGUCGGAUUUGUUGCACUUUAUGCUUUAGUAGCUCCGAUGUCUUCUUCUAUGUUAUCACCAGCAAUGUCAGAAAUUGAAAAGGAAUUUCAUAUCACAAAUCCUAUUAUUGGUUCGAUGGUUGUCUCUAUACAAAUUUUAGCUUGGGCUUUAGGUCCAUUAAUCAUUGCUCCAUUAAGUGAACACGACAAUAUUGGAAGAAAACUCGUCCUUGAUGUUUCUUGUUGGAUGUCUCUCUUCUUUAACAUCGGUUGCGCAUUUUCUAGAAAUACAGGUCAAAUGAUGGUCUGUAGAUUUAUUGGUGGUUUAUUUGGUUGUGUUCCAAUGAAUGUCUGUGCUGGUGUUAUAUCUGAUUUAUUUGACGCAAAAUCAAGAAAUUGGCCUCUAGCUGGUUACUCAUUAGUUCCUUUGUUAGGUCCAGUCAUUGCUCCUGUUGUUGCAGGUUUCAUUGUUGAAAAUAUGCAAUGGAGAUGGGUAUUUUAUGUCUUAUGCUUUUUUAAUGGAUUUGUUGCCAUCGUUAACACUAUCUUCUUUAAAGAAACUUACGCUCCUACUUUAUUGAAGAGAAAGGCUAAUAAAUUAAGAAAAGAAACCGGUAAUCAAGAUUUACAUACUAUUUAUGAGAUUACUGAAACUGAAAGUGCUUUAGGUAAAAUGUAUACUUGUAUGGUUAGACCAAUCAAGUUAUUAUUCACUCAUCCAAUGAUUGUUGGUUUAGGUUCAUUCAUGGCAUUUACUUAUGGGUUUAUGUAUCUUAUGAUUGUUACUUUCCAAACCAUUUAUGGAAAACAAUAUGGAUUUGACAAAGGAAUUACUGGGUUGAUGUAUAUUCCUAUGGGAGUUGGUUUUACAGUGGGUGUCUUAGUUUGGACUUAUUUAAUUGGAAUAACAUUUAAUAAUUUAACUAAAAAGAAUGGAGGAGUCUCUAAACCAGAAUAUAGAUUACCAAUGUUAUUUAUUGCAUCUUACUUUAUUCCUGUUGGAUUAAUUUGGUUUGGUUGGUCCGUAGAAAAAAAAUUACCUUGGAUUAUGUCUAGUAUCGGUUCAGCUAUUUUUGCUUGUGGUUUAGUAUGUGUUUUCCAAUCCUUACAAAGUUAUUUAAUUGACAUGAAUGUUAGAUAUGCUGCAUCAUCAGUUGCAGCAGCUGCAUUAUUCAGAUCCUUAUUUGGAUUUACAUUUCCAUUAUUUGCUGAUAAGAUGUAUGACAGAAUGGGUUAUGGAUGGGCCAAUACCAUGUGUGCUAUUAUUGGUUUAUUAUUAGGUGUUCCAUUCCCUAUUGUUUGCUACAUGUACGGUGAAAGAAUCAGAGGUUGGGCUGAUGCUAGACUCGAAAGAGAACAAUUAGAAAAAGAGCAAAAAGCUGCUCAAAAGAAAACUAUGGUUUAAGCUAUUAGUAUUCACUCAAUUAUUGCAUUAUUUUAGUUCUAUAUAUCUAAUUAUUUUACGGUUAUUAUUUAUUAUUUUUGCAUAUUAAUAUAUUAAUAGAUAGAAAAA